ACAGCGGCACCGAAUAACCGACAACACGAGAAGGACCGACCGAUGGAAAAUUUCGUCGCGGCUAUUGGCGAGACAUAGAUCUUGGAGUAGGAAAAUGCUUUAAGAUGCGCUAUGUCCUUCUUAUCUACCGAUCUGAUCUGAUUGAGGAUCUAAUCUGAUUUGAGUACGACUUGGAUUACAAGGUCGUCCGUAGCUGCUAUGGGUGUUUUACAAGGGAAACGCGGGGAUGUGAAUGGUCUGGAGAGGCGAUUGGUGAUGAAACUCGACAUAUUCAUCAUGGUAUACUGUUGUGCAUGCUAUUUCUUCAACUACCUGGAUCGACAGGCAUUUGCAAACGCCUAUGUUGCUGGCAUGAGAGAAGAUCUGAACCUGCAAGGCAAUCAAUUCAGUAUCCUGCUCUCCCUGUUCACCGCUGGAAAUGUCGUGGCACUUAUUCCACACGCGUUGAUUUUGCAGAAGAUCAGACCAAGCAUCUGGCUACCACUAACUCUAGUUCUUUGGUCUGGUCUUACUAUGUGCUCCGCUGCAUGCACCACUUACAAGCAAAUCUGCGCCGUGCGCUUCUUCCAAGGCACUAUGGAGGCCAGUUUGUAUAGCGGUACUAUGUACGUGCUUGGUUCAUGGUACACCCCAUCUGAAAUCGCCAAGCGAGCGGCGAUCUUCACAGCUGUCGGACAAGUCGGUAGUAUGUUUGCUGGUCUGAUGAUGACUGCAAUGCAUAAGACAAUGGAGGGCUCAGGUGGUCUGAAGGGAUGGCAGUGGGUCUUCAUUAUAGACGGCCUGAUGGGCAUACCUUUCGGAAUCUACGGAUAUUUCACAUUUCCAGACCUUCCUGAAUCAACAGGGAGGCGAUCCAUUAACGAGGAAGAGAGGCGAUUUGCCAUCAGCCGCUUGCCGCCCAAGACGGCCAACACCCACAGCAUUGCAUUCAACAGUAUUGUUAAGAGGGUCUUUUUCAACCCAACAAUCUAUAUAUUAGCUGGAUUCUCAGCAAUCAGUGCUAUGCUCGAGGCCUUCGCUUUCCAGGGCAUGUUCCUCCUCUGGCUCAAGCACAAUAAAGCGCGCUUUUCUCAGACAGCCAUCAAUACCUACCCGCUCGGCAUUCAGGCUGUAGCCGUCGCAUCUCAGAUUCUCUCCGGCAUCUUCAUCGACCAUACUGGUCACCGCAUGCCCAUGGUAAUCUUCGCUGGCGCCGCGCAACUCGUCACCGCCAGUCUACUGCUCGUGCGUGAUAUGUCUGAUAGCGGCAUCUUCGUAGCGCACUAUCUCAGUGGUACAAGCUUCAUCGUGAACCCCGUCAUGUACGGCUGGGCAACCACGAUCUGCCAGCGCACUGGCGACGACGCCGCGAGAAGCGUCGUGCUAUACUCGAUGAACAUGGCCGGACAAAUUCUGUACACAUUCUGGGGCAUCGUUAUGUAUCCCGCGACCGACGUGCCUUACUGGAAGAAGGGAAGUAUUACGAUGGUGGUUGUGUGCUUUGUGUUCGUGGCAUAUUCGUUCCUGGUUCGAUGGCUUGACAAUCACACAAGGACAGUUCAGGAGACAGGCGACGCGAGUGAUGCCGAAGUCGACACGGUUGAGCAGACAGCUAAGUUAGGCUGAAGAGUGCCUCACAUU
This is a messenger RNA of Boeremia exigua, 1620 nucleotides long. Its product is annotated as major facilitator superfamily domain-containing protein. Gene Ontology annotation, molecular function: pantothenate transmembrane transporter activity. The record is from RefSeq and is a predicted model, not a curated record. Gene Ontology annotation, cellular component: plasma membrane. The coding region runs from base 199 to 1605 and encodes 468 amino acids. NCBI's taxonomy places the organism in Eukaryota, Fungi, Ascomycota, Dothideomycetes, Pleosporales, Didymellaceae. The transcript has 13 exons. Gene Ontology annotation, biological process: pantothenate import across plasma membrane.